Molecule: messenger RNA, 939 nt
Organism: Meira miltonrushii
Lineage: Eukaryota; Fungi; Basidiomycota; Exobasidiomycetes; Exobasidiales; Brachybasidiaceae
Exons: 1
Coding region: 268-726 (152 amino acids)
Source: RefSeq, a predicted model, not a curated record
CGAACGCCGACGUACUUUUAUCUUCAGGAUGGUAUGACGGAAGAAUGAUCAAGUGUCAACGGGGCGUACAUAUCUGAGCUCUGUCUGUGAUCGGUGUAUAUGCAUAGCCUCAGAAACAUUCAUCGAUCACGCAAAUCGAUCAAUAUACUACAUAAGCAGUCGUCAUUGGACACAAUUCUUGUUUUUCUUUCUCAACACAUCAUGCGAGUUUUCCUCAAUCACUCUGCUUUGAUUGUUGUGUAUCUUUUCACUUGCAUAUUCGAGACAAUGGCCGGAUUUGGGAAAGACAAGAAUAAAGCCAACUAUCAACCAGCUUAUGCUCAGCCAUAUGCUGCACCUUCUGGAUCCUAUCAUCCUCAAUAUCCACCAACGGCAUAUCCACAUCAUCCAUAUCCACCUUCAGGAUAUCCUCAACAGCCUGCAUACAAUCAAUAUCCUCAGUAUCACAGUGGAUCAAGUAGCUCUUCAAGUCAUUUAUUACAAACAGGCGCUGCUGCAGCCGUUGGAGCAGCAGUUGGAACGGUAGCAGUUGGUGGCGCUCAACAUGCAGCACAUAAAAUUCAUCGAAAGGUGAAUCAAGCAGGUCAUUUACUCGGUCAUAUGGUUGGUGCUGCCGUUCGUCCACCGCAUAUACCACAUCUUCAUGUUCCACACGUUGGUCAUAUUCCAGGCUUGCAUCUUCGACCACCCGGUCCUCAUGGUCAUGGUCCCCGGCCUCGACCGUGAAAAUUGGGUAGAAUCCGACGAGGUAGAGGGAAUAGUAUUGUGAGCCAGCUCUUCCAUCCAGAAUGCAUCCUUACCUACUUCGUCUAUGUAUACUUUGUUCAUGAAAUAAGUAAUGUUCAUUGGUCUUGCGUUGCAUAUUGAAGCUGUGCUAUAGGCUGCGUAUAUCAUAUCAUUUUUGUUGUACGCUCCGAUGAUGUUUAGAAGCAUACCUAC